Molecule: messenger RNA, 846 nt
Organism: Nestor notabilis (Kea)
Lineage: Eukaryota; Metazoa; Chordata; Aves; Psittaciformes; Psittacidae
Gene: SLC25A38
Product: solute carrier family 25, member 38
Exons: 6
Coding region: 1-846 (281 amino acids)
Biological process (GO): glycine import into mitochondrion
Cellular component (GO): mitochondrion; mitochondrial inner membrane
Molecular function (GO): glycine transmembrane transporter activity
Source: RefSeq, a predicted model, not a curated record
AUGCAUCCAGUUCUAAAGGCCUUUGUGUGUGGCUCCAUCAGUGGGACUUGCUCCACACUCCUCUUCCAACCCCUUGACCUGCUGAAAACUCGCUUGCAAACUCUGCAGCCUGCUGUGAAUGGGUCCAGCCGUGCUGGGAUGGUAACACUGCUCUUCAGGGUUGUUCGUACUGAGAGUCUUCUGGGGCUCUGGAAAGGAGUCUCUCCAUCCUUUGCAAGAUGUAUUCCUGGGGUUGGGAUUUACUUCAGCACUUUGUAUAUGAUGAAGCAAAAGUUUCUAGUGGACCGGUCACCCACAGCCCUGGAGUCUGUCCUUCUGGGUGUCACUGCACGUGCAGUUUCUGGGAUUUGCAUGUUGCCAGUGACUGUAGUGAAGACCCGGUAUGAGAGUGGAAAAUUUGGCUAUGGGAGUGUAUAUGGAGCUCUGAAGAAUAUCUAUCAGACAGAAGGGGCUCGUGGCAUGUUCAGUGGGCUCACUGCAACGCUGCUGCGGGAUGCUCCCUUCUCUGGCAUCUACCUGAUGUUCUACACACAGACCAAAAACCUCACACCUCAGGACGAGCUGGAUCCAGUGCUCAUGCCCUUGCUGAAUUUUGGCUGUGGGAUCUUUGCGGGAAUCUUGGCCUCGCUGGCAACGCAGCCUGCUGAUGUCAUCAAAACACACAUGCAGCUGUCCCCCCAGACGUACCGCAGGACAAGCCAGGCCAUUGCCUUCAUCUACAAGGACUUUGGGUUGGCAGGCUUUUUCCGAGGCGGUGUGCCCCGUGCCCUCAGGCGUACUCUCAUGGCAGCAAUGGCAUGGACGGUGUAUGAACAGAUGAUGGAAAAAAUGGGCUUGAAAUCUUGA